Malus domestica (apple) is the source of this 1921-nucleotide messenger RNA. NCBI's taxonomy places the organism in Eukaryota, Viridiplantae, Streptophyta, Magnoliopsida, Rosales, Rosaceae. The record is from RefSeq and is a predicted model, not a curated record.
CAUUUAAUGGAAGAGUAUUUCUGGAAAACUUACAUAUUUUGGUUCACAUGACAAUGUAAACCAAACAUGGGAAUGGAAGAAAACGGUAUUUCAUGGCCCUAUUUCCCAGCAUUUCCAAACACAGGACAGGAAGCUUCAUUCCCACCAAGAUUCCUGAGUUGAGAAUGAGUGGAAAAGAAGGCCACGCAAUUGGAAUCGAUCUGGGGACAACGUAUUCAUGUGUAGCAGUGUGGCGAUAUGAUCAUAUUGAAAUCAUAGUGAAUGGUCAGGGCAACAGAACAACUCCGUCUUAUGUUGCUUUCACUGAUACUGAAAGGUUAAUCGGUGAUGCAGCAUAUAACCAGGUCAUUAGAAACCCCUCAAAUUCAAUCUUUGAUGCAAAGCGAUUAAUUGGAAGGAGAUUUGCUGACGCUUCUGUUCAAAAUGAUUUGAAGCUCUGGCCAUUCAAGGUCACUGAAGGUCCUGAUCACAAGCCCAUGGUUGUGGUUACCCACAAGGGUCAAGAUAAACAGUUUGCUGCUGAAGAAAUCUCAUCUAUGGUUCUCACAAAGAUGCGGGAGAUUGCUGAGGCCUACCUCGGCUCAAGUGUGAAGAAAGCAGUUAUUACUGUCCCUGCUUACUUUACCGACUCACAACGUCAGGCUACAAAAUGUGCUGGUGUCACUGCUGGCUUAGAGGUGAUGCGUAUCAUCAACGAACCAACUGCAGCGGCCAUUGCUUAUGGAAUUGACAAUAAGGCUGGUUGGUAUAGCAAGAGAAAUGUUAUGAUAUUUGACUUGGGUGGUGGUACUUUAGAUGUGUCACUGCUUACCAUAAGUUCUGGUGACUUUGAAGUAAAGGCGACGGCUGGAAAUACUCACCUUGGUGGUGAAGAUUUUGAUAACAAUAUGGUGAAUCACUGUGUUGAGAAGUUUAAGAAGAAGCAUGGUUUGGACGUCAGUGGAAACCCUAGAGCUCUUAGGAGGUUAAAAAAUGAAUGUGAGAAGGCGAAGAGGAGACUUUCGUUUACGUCUGCGACAGAUAUUGAAAUUGACUGUUUGUAUCAGGGUGUGGAUUUUUAUACAACUUUUACCCGUGCAAAAUUUGAACAAUUAAAUAUGGAUUUCUUCAACAAGUGCAUGGAGCCUGUGGAGAAAUGUUUGGAGGAUGCCAAAAUGGACACAAGCGAUGUCGAUGAUGUUGUUCUUGUUGGUGGCUCCUCUAGAAUUCCCAAGGUGCAGGAGCUAUUACACAACGUGUUCAUCGGCAAGGAGCUGUCCAACGGCAUUAAUCCGGAUGAGGCUGUGGCAUAUGGUGCUGCUGUUCAAGCUGCUGUCUUGAAUGGUAAUCAAAGUUUGAAGCUUCAAGACUUCACUCUCUUGGAUGUUAUUCCUAUGUCACUUGGGACAGAAUAUCGUGAAGGACAGCUCAAUGAGCUCAUGUAUGUAAUGAUCCCAAGAAACACCAAAAUUCCCACCAAGAAGAACCAUACUUUUGUAACUGGUCACGACAACCAAAGUUGUGUUUACUGUGGAGUUUACGAGGGUGAGAAUGAGCUAACCAAAGAUAAUAAUUAUUUGGGUGGAUUUUCCAUCGGUGGCAUUCCUCCAGCUCCUAAGGGUGUUGCUAAAGUAAAUGUUUGCUUUUCUAUUGAUGCAAAUGGAAUCCUGAAUGUUUCUGCUGAGGUCAUGUCCACCGGCCAGAAGAAGGAGAUUACAAUCAAAAGAUGAACUUUGGGAAUUUACAGGAUGAAGUAAGUAAUGACAUAUGAUUGUAGCAUACCGAAGUUGAAAAUACAUACUUCGGUUGUGAAAUCAAUUUGCUAGUGGUUUACUUGUAGUUUUUCGUCAUUUGGUUUAGUCAUUCCAUGUUUGUUAAGAAUCUGCUGGUGUGUUGUGGUCGAUGGUCACCCAUUUUGCUUCUUGUUGGUGCAUUGUUUUGA